CUAAAGGAGAGAGUCCGGAAUACGACGGAGUGACAACCAAAGAAUAACAAGAGCGACGUCGCAGAAGGAAGGGCCAGUACGUCGGAGGCCUUUCUGGCCUUCAACAGGCCCUGUUCUCUAUACUCUUCCUGAAGAAAAUGAUCUGGGAGCGAGAGACAUGUCGCGCGGAGCUAGGAGGACGCGUCACGCGGUGACGCUCUGGCCCGACGCCGACAGCCUCUCACCGGCUCCGGAGGACUCGGCAGGCCGAGUAUUGGAGAGCCAAAGGCCAGGCCUGGAUUGUGGUGUCUGACUCCUUGCUCCCCCUGCUGUGCCCCCACUCACAGUAACCUAAGACCCAGGGCCUGGGUCGUGCUGAUGUGGUAACAGAACAGAGGGCAGGCAAAUGAAUGGAUGCCUUGAAGCAGAGGAACAGCGGGACCAGAGGCCGGACCAGGAGCUGACCUGGAGUCACAGACCCGGGCCUGGGAGUACCCUGGACAGGGCCAAGGCCAUGGCCCCACCAGCACCACUACUGGCUGCCAGUACCCCCCUCCUGCACGGAGAGUUUGGCUCCUACCCGGCCCGCGGCCCCCGCUUUGCCCUCACCCUUACACCACAGGCCCUGCACAUCCAGCGGCUGCGCCCGAAGCCUGAAGCCCGGCCCCGGGGUGGCCUGGUCCCCCUGGCUGAGGUCUCAGGUUGCUGCACCCUGCGCAGCCGCAGCCCCUUGGAUUCCGCAGCCUACUUCUGCAUCUACACCUACCCGCGGGGCCGGCGUGGGGCCCGGCGCAGAGUCACACGCACCUUCCGGGCCGAUGGGGCAGCAGCCUAUGAGGAGAACCGUGCCGAGGCCCAGCGCUGGGCCACCACCCUCAUGUGCCUGCUCCGUGGGCUUCCACUGCCUGGGGAUGGGGAGAUCACUCCGGAGCUGCUGCCCCGGCCACCCCGGUUGCUCCUAUUGGUCAAUCCCUUUGGGGGGCGGGGCCUGGCCUGGCAGUGGUGUAAGAACCACGUGCUGCCCAUGAUCUCCGAAGCUGGGCUGUCCUUCAACCUCAUACAGACAGAGCGGCAGAACCACGCCCGGGAACUGGUCCAGGGGCUGAGCCUGAGCGAGUGGGACGGCAUUGUCACAGUCUCAGGAGAUGGGCUGCUCUAUGAGGUGCUGAACGGGCUCCUCGAUCGCCCUGACUGGGAGGAGGCUGUGAAGACUCCCGUAGGCAUCCUCCCGUGUGGCUCAGGCAAUGCGCUGGCUGGAGCGGUGAACCAGCACGGGGGGUUUGCACCAGCUCUGGGCCUUGAUCUGCUGCUCAACUGCUCUCUACUGCUCUGCCGGGGUGGCAGCCGCCCACUGGACCUGCUGUCUGUGACGCUGGCCUCAGGCUCCCGUUGUUUAUCCUUCCUGUCCGUGGCCUGGGGCUUCGUGUCAGACGUGGAUAUCCAGAGCGAGCGCUUCAGGGCCCUGGGCAGUGCCCGCUUCACUCUGGGCACAGUGCUGGGCCUCGCCACACUACACACCUACCGCGGACGCCUCUCCUAUCUCCCCGCCACCGGGGAACCUGCCUCGCCCACACCCACCCAUGGCUUGCCCCGGGCCAAAUCGGAGCUGACCCUGGCCCCAGAGCCAGCCCUGCCCAUGGCCCACUCGCCCCUGCAUCGCUCAGUGUCUGACCUGCCCCUACCCCUGCCCCAGCCUGCCCUGGCCUCCCCUGGCUCACCUGAACCCCUGCCCAUUCUGUCCCUCAAUGGUGGCGGCCCAGAGUUGGCUGGAGACUGGGGUGGGGCUGGGGAUGCUCCACUGUCCCCAGACCCACUGCUGCCCUCACCCCCUGGCUCUCCCAGAGCAGCUGUCCUCUCACCUGUCACUGAGGGGCCCCCAGAAAUUCCAGCACCCUCUGGGCUUCCGCAUCCCUGCCCUGAUUCCCUGGCAGCUGCCUCCACCUGGGGCCCACCUGACCACCUGCUGCCUCCUCUGGGUGCCCCGCUGCCCCCAGGCUGGGUGACAAUGGAGGAGGACUUUGUGCUCCUGUUGGCCAUCUCGCCCAGCCACCUUGGUGCUGACAUGGUGGCAGCCCCUCACGCUCGCUUUGACGAUGGCCUGGUGCACCUGUGCUGGGUGCGUGGCGGCAUCUCACGGGCCACCUUGUUGCGCAUUUUCCUGGCUAUGGAGCGUGGUAGCCACUUUGGCCUGGGCUGCCCUCAGCUGGGCUACGCCGCGGCUCGUGCCUUCCGCCUCGAGCCGCUCACGCCUCGCGGCGUGCUCACGGUGGAUGGCGAGCAGGUGGAGUACGGACCAGUGCAGGCGCAGAUGCACCCGGGCCUCGGUACGCUGCUCACUGGGCCGCCAGGAGGCGAGUCCUGAGCCUCAUACACAGCCUGGAGUUCGUUGGGGGCGGGGCCUACAUUCCAAGGGGCGGAGCCUGAACUGGAGAUGAUCUAGCUGCUAGAGUUUAGGGCGAAGGCCUCAAGUGCCGGGGCCUGGCCCAGUCUCAGGAUUGCACCCCCCCCCAGGGGACCAGACACAAAGCCGGAGGGUAGCCUGAAUUCCAGGGGUGGGCAGGACGGUUACAGGUACAUGGGUGCACCCCAACGGUAUUGCCUGACCCACGAUGGCAGGACCUGGCGUCUGCACUCCAGCCGCUUCUAGGGGGACGUGGCUCAAUCCAGACCCUCGCUUCCAGCUCCUAGAGGCCAGGGCGACUGAGGGCGGAGCGUAGCUAACGCGGAUGAAACCCGAAAUAUACAAGCCGGGGAAGGCCAUAGUUAAUUGGCCAGUCAGCACCGGGAUCUCGCCCUGUCCACUUCGGUGCCUGCACUUAACUGGCCAAUCAGCCCACGAGGGGCAGGUUCCCCGGGGCCCGCACUCGUAUUUGCACUAAUCUUCCUCCCCCCGUGGGGGCGGGGAAGCUUACUCCCCUUGUCUCCUGUCUCAAGUGUGUCCCUAGUUCCUGUCCCCGAUCUUCAAAGCAAUUGAAAAGGUCUAUGCAAUAAAGGCGUUCGCUUCAUUCUUCUUAGGCCCUCGCCCCUUCGUCUAUCCGGAAGCCCGUGGGAAGAUUCGAGCGGUAGCACUUGAAGCA
Messenger RNA from Trichechus manatus latirostris (Florida manatee), 3056 nucleotides. RefSeq names its product sphingosine kinase 2 (gene SPHK2). NCBI's taxonomy places the organism in Eukaryota, Metazoa, Chordata, Mammalia, Sirenia, Trichechidae. The transcript has 7 exons. The coding region runs from base 386 to 2341 and encodes 651 amino acids. Gene Ontology annotation, biological process: positive regulation of apoptotic process; sphingosine biosynthetic process; phosphorylation. The record is from RefSeq and is a predicted model, not a curated record. Gene Ontology annotation, cellular component: cytoplasm; membrane; intracellular membrane-bounded organelle.